GCAAAGAGUUGUGAAUUGCACUGUUGUAAGACAAAAGAAAUUUGGGAAGCAUAUUCAGAAGAAUAAAAGGAGAAUUGAUACAUUUUUCAUCUGAUCUCAGUUUUGAUUUAACUGAUUAAACAAUGGGCGUUGGACUGAUAAUAUCAACGUUCUUGCUUCUAACAGCAAUGCAAACUCCAAUAACGAUGGGACAAAACACAACCACCACAACAGCUACAACUACUCCAACAUCAGAACCAACAACUACUACAGCAACUCAAACAACUGCAGCACCAACGACGACAGUAUCAGCUCCAACAACUACCACAGCGGCACCAACAACUACAACAGCAGCUACAACAACUACCACAGGAGCUCUAACAACUACAACAGCAACUCAAACCACUACAGAAGCUACAACUGCUACCACGCCAGGUACAACAUCGACAACAUCAGAUGUAACAACCACCACAGCUGCUGAAACUACUACAACAUCAGUUCCAACAACUACUGCAGCAGCUCAAACCACUACAGCAGCUCCAACAACCACCACAGCCGCUGCAACUACUGCAACACUAGUUACAACAACCACUACGGCAGCUACAACAAGUACCACAGCGGCACCAACAACCACUACAGCAGCUCAAACCACUACAGCAGCUACAACUGCUACCACACCAGUUACAACAUUGACAACAUCAGAUGUAACAACCACCACAGCAGCUGCAACUACUACAACAUCAGCUCCAACAACUACUACAGCAGCUCAAACCACUACAGCAGCUACAACUGCUACCACGCCAGGUACAACAUUGACAACAUCAGAUGUAACAACCACCACAGCAUCUGAAACUACUACAACAGCCGCUCUAACAACUACUACAGCAGCUCAAACCACUACAGCAGCUACAACUGCUACCACACCAGGUACAACAUCGACAACAUUAGAUGUAACAACCACCGCAGCAGCUGAAACUACCACAACAUCAGUUCCAACAACUACUACAGCAGCUCAAACCACUACAGCAGCAACAACCGUUACCACACCAGGUACAACAUUGACAACAUCAGAUGUAACAACCACCACAGCAUCUGAAACUACUACAACAGCAGCUCCAACAACUACCACAGCGACACAAACAACUACAACAGCAGCUACAACAACAACCACAGCAGCUCUAACAACUACAACAGCAACUCAAACCACUACAGAAGCUACAACUGCUACCACGCCAGGUACAACAUCGACAACAUCAACUGUAACAACCACGACAGCCGCUGGAACUACUUCAACACCAGCUACAACAACCACCACAGCAUCUGAAACUACUACAACAGCAGCUCUAACAACUACUACAGCAGCUCAAACCACGCCAGGUACAACAUCGACAACAUCAGAUGUAACAACCACCGCAGCAGCUUCAACUACUACAGCAGCUCAAACCACUACAGCAGCUCCAACAACCACCACAGCCGCUACAACUACUGCAACACUAGUUACAACAACCACUACGGCAGCCACAACAAGUACCACAGCGGCACCAACAACCACUACAGCAGCUCAAACCACUACAGCAGCUACAACUGCUACCACACCAGUUACAACAUCGACAACAUCAGAUGUAACAACCACCACAGCAGCUGCAACUACUACAACAUCAGCUCCAACAACUACUACAGCAGCUCAAACCACUACAGCAGCUACAACUGCUACCACACCAGGUACAACAUUGACAACAUUAGAUGUAACAACCACCGCAGCAGCUGAAACUACCACAACAUCAGUUCCAACAACUACUACAGCAGCUCAAACCACUACAGCAGCAACAACCGUUACCACACCAGGUACAACAUUGACAACAUCAGAUGUAACAACCACCACAGCAUCUGAAACUACUACAACAGCAGCUCCAACAACUACCACAGCGGCACAAACAACUACAACAGCAGCUACAACAACAACCACAGCAGCUCUAACUACAACAGCAGCUACAACAACAACCACAGCAGCUCAAACAACUACAACAGCAACUCAAACCACUACAGCAGCUACAACUGCUACCACGCCAGGUACAACAUCGACAACAUCAACUGUAACAACCACCACAGCAUCUGGAACUACUGCAACACCAGCUACAACAACCACCACAGCAUCUGAAACUACUACAACAUCAGCUCUAACAACAACUACAGCAGCUCAAACCACUACAGCAGCUACAACUGCUACCACGCCAGGUACAACAUCGACAACAUCAGAUGUAACAACCACCGCAGCAGCUCCAACUACUACAACAUCAGCUCCAACAACUACUACAGCAGCUCAAACCACUACAGCAGCUGCAACCGUUACCACGCCAGGUACAACAUUGACAACAUCAGAUGUAACAACCACCACAGCUGCUGAAACUACUACAACAUCAGUUCCAACAACUACUACAGCAGUUCAAACCACUACAGCAGCUACAACUGCUACCACGCCAAUUACAACAUCGACAACAUCAGAUGUAACAACCACCACAGCUGCUGAAACUACUACAACAGCAGCUCUAACAACUACUGCAGCAGCUCAAACCACUACAGCAGCUACAACCGUUACCACGCCAGGUACAACAUUGACAACAUCAGAUGUAACAACCACCACAGCAUCUGAAACUACUACAACAGCAGCUCUAACAACUACUACAGCAGCUCAAACCACUACAGCAGCUACAACUGCUACCACACCAGGUACAACAUCGACAACAUUAGAUGUAACAACCGCAGCAGCAGCUGAAACUACCACAACAUCAGUUCCAACAACUACUACAGCAGCUACAACUGCUACCACGCCAGGUACAACAUUGACAACAUCAGAUGUAACAACCACCACAGCAUCUGAAACUACUACAACAGGAGCUCCAACAACUACCACAGCGGCACCAACGACUACAACAGCAGCUACAACAACAACCACAGCAGCUCUAACAACUACAAUAGCAACUCAAACCACUACAGCAGCUACAACUGCUACCCCACCAGUUACAACAUCGACAACAUCAGCUCCAACAACCACCACAGCCGCUGCAACUACUACAACAUCAGCUUUAACAACUACUACAGCAGCUCAAACCACUACAGCAGCUGCAACUGCUACCACGCCAGGUACAACAUCGACAACAUCAGCUGUAAACACCACCACAGCAUCUGCAACUACCACAACAUCAGCUUCAACAACUACCAUGACAGCAGCACCAACACCUGCUACAGCAGCUCAAACCACUACAGUAGCUACAACUGCUACCACACCAGCUACAGCAUCGACAACAUCAGCUCCAACAACCACCGCAGCAACUGCAACUACUACAACAUCAGCUCCAACAACUACUACCUCAGCAGCUACAAUAACUACUACAGCAACACCAACAACUAGUACAGCAUCUCAGACCACUACUGCAGCUACAACUGCUACCACACCAGUGACAACAUCGACCACCUCAGCUGUGACAACCACCACAGCAGCAACAACAAGUACCACAGCUGCACCAACAACUACUACAGCGGCUCAAACAACUCCAGCAGCUACAACUGCUACCAUGCCAGCUACAUCAUCGACAACAUCAGCUGUAAACACCACUACAGCAGCUGCAACUACUACAACAUCAACUCCAACAACCACUACUACACCAGCUAUAAUAGCUACCACAGCAGUACCAAAAACUUCUAUAGCAUCUCAAACCACCACAGCAACUUCAGCUACUACCACACCAGCUACAGCAACUACUACAGCAUCUACAACAAUGACUACACCAGCUACAACAUCUACAACAGCUGGUCCAACCACCAGAACAUCUGCAACAACAACAUCUGCUCAAACAAUCACCACUGCAACUCCAAUAAUAAUCUCAUCUGCAACUAAUACAGCUGCUACAGCAACCACGACAACAGGUCCAGCUCUUACCACAAUUGCUCCAAUAACUAUCACAGCAGCUUCAACAACUUCCACUCUCAGUUCAAUAAGUACAACAACAGCAACAACAACCACAUCUGUAGCCACAACCGCCAGAUCCCUGGCAACUAGAUUUGUUGUUUUCAGAUCCAUUCAGAGCACUUUUACAAAGGACUUGUUGGAUUCAUCAUCUGAAGCUUUUAAGAAUCGAUCUUCAUUAAUAAAGAGACAGCUAGAACCUGUUUACAAAAACGCAUUCGGUUCAUCAUUUGUUGCCUUGAAUGUUCUGAGCUUCAGUCAAGGAUCAGUCAUAAACAACAUGGAACUUCAGUUUGUAAACUCAUCUGCACCAAACAACACUGAGAUUAGAAAUGUUUUGAUCAAUACAGCCCCAAACGUUACAAACUUUGACAUUGAAUUGGCCUCCAUCAAAGUCAGUGACACACCUGCUGCAUCAACUACUACAACUGUUGUACCAACUACUACAUCUACUGCAACUUCAGCUUCAUGUGGAGUAUGCCACAAGAUUAAUUCCAGCACUGUUUUCCCCCUGAUGCUGCUAUUAUGGCUUCUAUCAAGCCAGCAAUAGCAUCUGUGCUAUUCCAUAUGAAUGGCAAGCAGAAAAUGAUCUCUUUUACUGCAACUCUUUAUUUAUUAUUAUUUAAUUGAGAAAGAAUAGAUUUGUUAUGGAUUUGAUUUGGUACCCUGAAAUGAACAAAAUGACACAGACUUCUUUAAUGCAGCCUGUUAAUUGAAUCAUAAAUACAAAAUCUGACUUAAGGAUACAGGGACAAAAUAUAUAGGUGCUUCUGUAUCUUAGAGGAUUGGUAGUUUAUGCUGUUCAAUUCAGUUUUAUUUAUAUGAAACUAAAACACACUAACAGUCAUCUCAAGGUACGUUAUAUUGUAAUGUUAAGAUAAAGACCCUACAGAGACCUUCCUGCUUGUAAGCGUGUCUCUGCCCACAUUUCUGUUAACUGUUAUUCUUUCAUUUAGAAAAAAGACUAAACAUGAAAAGAUAUAUAGAAACAACAGCUCUUUUUUAUAAUUUCCAAAUGCUUGUAAAUUAUAUGUUGUGGGUAUAAUAACAGUGUAAAUAGUAGAUCUACACGUCUCCCCCCAACACAGCACUGGCACUUUUCUUCUUUAUAUAAUUGUAUAUUUAUAAUAAGAUUUAUAUUCUGUGACAUGUCUUUCAAUUGUUACAUUUUAUGUAAGAAAGUCACAAUGGCCACAAUACAGAAUCUAUGAGAAAUUUAAA
Messenger RNA from Oreochromis aureus, 5164 nucleotides. RefSeq names its product mucin-2-like. Lineage: Eukaryota; Metazoa; Chordata; Actinopteri; Cichliformes; Cichlidae. The transcript has 6 exons. Bases 123 to 4493 code for a protein of 1456 amino acids. The record is from RefSeq and is a predicted model, not a curated record.